AUGACUCAAGUAGGUAGAAGAAGAUUAUCGUUAUUCUCAUUUGGUUCAAAAGAUUCUAAUUUAGAUCAUAAUCCAUCAACUUCACCUUCGGGAUCUCAAGAUUAUUCAGUACCUGAAAAUUCUGAGAAGUUCCCACUUUCAGAAAAUGGUGAAUCUGAUACAAAAUCUGACACAAAAUCUGAAGAAGAUUUACAUAUCUUCGAAAGAUCAGUUCAAGAUCAAAUUCCUCCAUUAUUGAAUUCGAGAAGACCAACUAUGACCAAAUUAAAAUCAAGAAAUUCUUCAAUUUCUUUAUCAACAUUCAAAACUGAAGAUUAUGUUCCUCCAGCUUUAGAUGCCACUACAUCUAUUAUUGCCGAUUCUAAAACCAAUUUAGAUGAUGUAGAAAUGAUUUAUAGCUCAAGAAGAAAUUCUUCAGUCAUGGGAUUAAAUAUGGCUUUGGGUAGAUCUCCAUCGUCUCCUUCGAGAAAAAAUUCUGUUUACUCAAUGUCCCAAUUAAAUAAUUUACCUGCUUUGAAUGUGAAUAAUGUCAAUCCAACUAAUUCAACAAUGACUCAAUCAAAUUCUGUAAAUCAUCCAAUUUCACCAACUUCUCCACCAAAAUUAACAAGUUCAAAAUCUUCAAUUUCAUUUUAUUCAUAUGCGGAUUUAUUGAAUAAUGAUGAAUUUGCUAAAAGACCAACUUUCAAUAAUUCUUAUUCUCAAAGUUUUAUUCCAACAAGAAAGAGUUCAGUAUCAUCAAAAUUACAUUCGAAUUCUCAUCCUCAUUCUCCUUCAUUACCUUCAAAUCAAUCAUUUAAUAAUAGAAAAUUUAAUUCUUCUUUGAAUAAAUUUUUAAUUUCUCCUGAAAGUAGUGAUAGUGAAGAUGAUAAAUUGAAAAAUGAUAAUGAAAGUUUCGUUUCAAGUUCAAUUGGUGAUUGUUUAAGAACAAACACUGCAGAAUUAAAUAAUUCUCAAUAA
Molecule: messenger RNA, 960 nt
Organism: Yamadazyma jaroonii
Lineage: Eukaryota; Fungi; Ascomycota; Pichiomycetes; Serinales; Debaryomycetaceae
Source: the annotation of a GenBank genome assembly